This is a messenger RNA of Adineta steineri, 951 nucleotides long. The record is from the annotation of a GenBank genome assembly. Lineage: Eukaryota; Metazoa; Rotifera; Eurotatoria; Adinetida; Adinetidae.
AUGAUUGAACAAUUAUUUUCAGCUUUUAUUGUUCUUGCUAUUCUUGGACUUAUUGUUCUAAGCAUUAUCUGUCUUUUACGUUCAUUUAAUAUGGCAGCUCGAAGUGAAAAUGAAAAAUACUUCCAAGAUCCAAUAACAAAAUCUCGAAAACAAUUUCCUUCGCUCAGUGAUUCACAUUCGAAAUAUCUUUCUGUUAUUAUUCCAGCUUAUAAAGAAGUUGAUCGAUUACCAACUAUGAUCAAAGAUACAAUGAGUUAUUUAGAACAACGUCAGGGAAAAGAUCAAUCAUUUACAUAUGAAUUAAUUAUUGUCGAUGAUGGAAGUCCUGAUAAAACUAGUGAAGUUGCACUUCAAUAUAGUAAACAAUAUGGAACAGAUAUUGUUCGAGUAUUAACAUUAGAUGUUAAUCGUGGUAAAGGUGGUGCUGUAAGAAUGGGUGUAUUAAGUGCUCGAGGUCAAUGGAUAUUAUUUGCUGAUGCUGAUGGUGCAACAAAAUUUAGUGAUUUUACUAAAGUUGAAAAUAAAGCUCGAGACAACAUAAAAAAUAAUAAUAUUGUUGUUUGUGGUUCAAGACGUCAUUUAGAGCAAGAUUCUGUUUCAAAAAGAUCUGCAUUUCGUACAUUACUUAUGUAUGUAUUUCAUUUUGAAGUAUGGUUAUUCGCUGUUAAAUCUAUUCGUGAUACACAAUGUGGUUUUAAAUUAUUUUCACGUGAAAGUGCAAGAAGAAUUUUUUCACAAAUGCAUGUUGAACGAUGGGCAUUUGAUGUUGAAGUUUUAUAUAUUGCCGAAAAAUUAAAUAUUCCCAUUGUUGAAGUUGAUGUUAAUUGGCAAGAAAUUCCCGGUUCAAAACUCGAUCCAUUUACUGCUUCAAUUCAAAUGGGUAUUGAUAUAUUAGCUAUUUGGUUACGAUAUAUAUUAGGAAUAUGGACAAUUCAACGUAAAAAUGAAUAA